This is a messenger RNA of Aspergillus fischeri NRRL 181, 960 nucleotides long. RefSeq lists its product as uncharacterized. The coding region runs from base 1 to 960 and encodes 319 amino acids. Gene Ontology annotation, molecular function: transcription cis-regulatory region binding; DNA-binding transcription factor activity. The record is from RefSeq and is a predicted model, not a curated record. Gene Ontology annotation, biological process: positive regulation of transcription by RNA polymerase II. Gene Ontology annotation, cellular component: nucleus. Lineage: Eukaryota; Fungi; Ascomycota; Eurotiomycetes; Eurotiales; Aspergillaceae. The transcript is spliced from 2 exons.
AUGCACAGCCUAAGAAAACCGGGGAAACGGCGAAGGACAGACCCAUCCGGCUUGAAAGAUGAUCGCCCUGGUCCGGCAUCUACUUGGGAUGUAUUCAAUAACUCGCUAGCUCCACUUCCCCAAGUGUCCUCCCGCAAGACGCCCCAACCAGACAGCCAGACCCCCCUGUCCCUGGACGCUGAAAAGGUUACGCUGAUCCAAGCAUAUCAGAAUGGUGUUGGAGCGUGGAUGGACCUCUUUGACGACGAAGCUAAUUUCCAACGUACGGUCGUUAAACGGGCCCUCCGAUGCUCGCUGUUGAUGAGUGCCAUCUGCGCCCUUACGGCCAGGCACAUCACCAUGGUCGACGAAGGCGGCGAGGUGUGGAAGCCAGUAGCAGUCCAGUACUACGGAGAGAGCCUGCGCCAAUUGAUCGCCAGCCUGGAUUGUCCGACAUCUUGCCCCGUGGACAUUCUGGCGGCCACCAUCUUGCUAAGCAGCUACGAGCUGCUAGCCUCACCAGGUCUGGACCAUCGACGCCAUGUGUCGGGCGCUUUAACUCUAAUUCGAACUCACGCUUGUCGAGCCAGCUCCGAGGGCCUCAUGGCGGCGGCCUUCUGGGUGUAUGCUCGACAGGAUAUUGCCAUGGCGUUGGUGCAUGAAUGUCCGACUAUGCUUCCGCCUGAUGAGUGGGGUGUCUCAUGGGACGAACAAGAGACCAGGGAGGGCCAGCUGGGCAAUCAAAUGGUUUGGCUCUUGGCCAGAGUUAUUGCGCAUACUUUUCGAAGCACGACUGGAAGUGUCCAGGCGCUUUCGGAAGGUAGAGCUAGUUUAAUAAAAGAGCUAGAUGCCUGGCAUGAGCGCCUGCCCGAGUCCUUCCGCGGCACAGCUUUUGGUCCCCCGUUAGAAGAAGGCUUCCUCCCACGAUGGUUUGCGGUACCAUCAACUGGUAAAGAGUCUCCCAAUACCACCUUAACUUAG